AUGGCGGCGCCCGUACGUGGUGUGUCGAGCGGGAUGGAGGAGAAAGCGGGGCCGUUCCCGGGAUUUCCUGACACCGACAGCUUUGUGAAGUAUGCUCUGGGAAAGGUCGUCACCACCACAAAGUCAUCUACCGGUCUUCCACAGUCAGUCUGGAGAUGAAUUUGACUUCUAUCGCAGCUUUCCUGGUUUCCGUUCCUUCUGCGAAACACAGGGUGACCGACUGCUUCACUGCAUGAGCCGGAUUAUGCAGUAUCAUGGCUGCCGCAGUCACACCCGGAUCGCAGUAAUGCCAACGCCCUGGAAAACAAGAUGGAAUUGGUGGUGGAUGCUAAUGACGCCAUCCUGGAGAGAGUGGGUAUAUUGCUGGAUGAAGCUUCAGGGGUGCACCGUAGCCAGCAGCCCAUUCUGCCUGCAGGUCUUCAGGCCCCAACGACAAUUUUCUCCAGCUGGAACCGACCGAGCUAUGACACACGCAAGAAAGAAAAGACACAGAUAUUCCGUCUGCUACAUGCCAAGAACAUUCUUCGACCACAGCUGAAGUUCACAGAAAAAAUCGACAACUCCAACACCCCUUUCGUCCCAAAAAUAUUUAUUAAGCCCAAUGCUCAGAAACCGCUUCCAGAGAGCUCUUCCCCAGUUCUUAGGAAUAAACGGGAACAGCGACCUGAAGACCUGGACAUCCCGGCAGCCCUGGCAGAUUUUAUCCACCAGCAGCGAAUGCAACAGAAUGAAGAUAACGUGAUGGCUCACCCUUAUCAAUAUGAAUUGGAUCACUUUAAUACUCUGGAGCAAUCUAUGGAAAUGCCAGAUAUACAGCCAUUCCUACCUUUGACCGACGUCCCCUUUCAUUUUAUAACUACACUGGACGAGCUUGUAGUGCUGAAUGAGAAGCUGUUAAAAUGCUCAGAGUUUGCUUUGGAUCUGGAGCACCAUUCGUACAGAAGCUUCUUGGGCCUCACCUGCCUCAUGCAGAUCUCUACCCGCACUGAGGAUUUUAUUAUCGAUACCCUCGAUUUACGUGGUGACCUUUAUAUCCUCAAUGAGAGUUUCACAGAUCCCUCCAUAGUCAAGGUCCUGCAUGGUGCAGAUUCUGAUAUUGAGUGGCUACAAAAAGACUUUGGCUUGUACAUUGUGAACAUGUUUGACACCCACCAAGCAUCUCGCUUGCUGAAACUUGGUAGAAAUUCUCUAGAUCACCUCCUCAAACAUUACUGCAGCAUUGAGUCUGAUAAGAAGUACCAACUGGCCGAUUGGAGGAUCCGCCCAUUACCAGAGGAGAUGAUCAAGUACGCCCAGAUGGACACACACUACCUGCUGUACAUCUACGACCGCAUGAAGAUAGAUCUUCUAAAUGUUGCCAACGGCAAACAGAACCUUCUGCAGCUGGUCUGGCGAAGGAGCACGGAGAUCUGUCUAAAGAAAUUUGUGAAACCGAUCUUUACAGAUGAAUCUUAUCUGGAGAUUUACCAGAAGCAGAAGACACACCUCAACACACAGCAGCUUUCAGCCUUCCGUCUUCUGUAUGCCUGGAGGGACAAGAUGGCAAGGAAGGAGGAUGAAAGCACAGGGUAUGUCCUGCCCAAUCACAUGUUGCUGAAAAUUGCCGAGCAGCUUCCCAAGGAGCCACAGGGCAUCAUCGCUUGCUGUAACCCAGUGCCACCUCUUGUGAGACAACAAAUUAAUGAAUUAAUACUGCUUGUUCAGGAAGCCAGAGAGGUCCCGCUACUGAAGUUGUACAAUUUAGUGAGUUACUCUGUGUAA
Molecule: messenger RNA, 1761 nt
Organism: Staurois parvus
Lineage: Eukaryota; Metazoa; Chordata; Amphibia; Anura; Ranidae
Source: the annotation of a GenBank genome assembly